Owenia fusiformis is the source of this 881-nucleotide messenger RNA. NCBI's taxonomy places the organism in Eukaryota, Metazoa, Annelida, Polychaeta, Sabellida, Oweniidae. The record is from the annotation of a GenBank genome assembly.
AAUCUUUUCGAAAUUUGUGUAAAACAGCUUCAGUUUACACAAAAAUAGUGAAAGAUAGGGGCAAAUCCUCGUGUAUUAGGAGUAGUAACAUAGUUCCCUUACAACUGACAAGACAAAUAUACAUAUCAGGUGGUCCACUGUGUACAGGGGAUUAUGAAUGGCAGGACCCAAAAUCAGAAGAUGAAGUGGUAAAUAUAGUCUAUAUUGAAAAAGAUGGAAGUAAGAAAAAUAUACGGGGUAAAGUGGGAGACAAUGUAAUGUAUCUCGCCCAUAGAUAUGGAAUAGAAUUAGAAGGUGCGUGUGAGGCAUCACUAGCUUGCAGUACAUGCCACGUCUAUGUUGAUGAAGAGAACUUUGAUAAACUUCCAGAACCAGAUGAAAAGGAAGAAGACAUGUUAGACAUGGCAGCAUUUUUAAAAGUCAAUUCAAGACUUGGAUGCCAAAUAAUAUUAGAUAAACAUUUAGAAGGAAUGGAGUUAGAACUACCAAAAGCUACUAGAAACUUUUAUGUUGAUGGCCAUGUUCCGCAACCCCACUAGCACGUAAUAAUAGGAUCUCUACUGCAUCAACUCAAAUUUUUACUCAGACAACUCAUGCUCCUUGAAUGUAUCCAGGGAGUAGGUCUGGGUUCACAGAUGACCAUAGUCAUAUAGCCUGUUUCCAUUAUUAUACUAUGUGAGAUAGAUGUGAUGCAGAGUUCAAUACUUCUAGGCACAAAACUUCAUAUACUCGUAACACAUAUCAUGAAUGUGGUGGCCUGUAUGAGCCUAUAUAUGGAUAUCACAUAAUAAUCACAAUAUACUAGUAACACUAAAACCUGUAGCCUAUAUCUGAACAUCCCUGUAAUCUGAACACCUCUCUAUAUGAAAUUAAUACUCUCA